Molecule: messenger RNA, 2101 nt
Organism: Choloepus didactylus (southern two-toed sloth)
Lineage: Eukaryota; Metazoa; Chordata; Mammalia; Pilosa; Megalonychidae
Gene: C17H2orf68
Product: chromosome 17 C2orf68 homolog
Exons: 4
Coding region: 532-1032 (166 amino acids)
Source: RefSeq, a predicted model, not a curated record
CAGCCGAGAAUGGCAUGCAGGCCUACUGCCACCCUCCCCGUAAUUUCCGUCUUAAAAAGGCAGGAUCGAACCGCUUACUGGCUGCGAAGUUUCCGACCCUGACCACUGUAAGUUUGCAUUUAUUAGAGUCUUGCCUAAAAGGAGUCACACCAUAUGUGCUCCUUUUUUGUCUGGCAUUCAUGCACAUUAUUGAGUGCAUCGAUUUUUGUUUGCUCAGUAGUUCCCCAGUGAAACCCUGGCUCCUCCCGCGACGCCGAAGCGAGCUGGGGUGCAGGGGAAGAGGUGCCCCCGGGCACUUCUCACAAAUUACGGAGCAGCGGCCCCAUUUACAAACAAGGCAAACUCCCAGCCCGCCCCACCCAAACACCACCAACUCCGCGCGCGGCGACGCUCGGCCCGGCCGGCCUCCUGCGGCCGGAAGUCCACGACGCGGAGCCGGAAGCCGGGCGAGGGCUGGGGCAGGCCUCUCCGGGGGAAGAAGGGGUGGCUGUUGAGGCCGUUGAGGCCGCGGAUCGUAGCGCGAGGCUCCAGAUGGAGGCGGCGCCGGACCCCGGACCGGGGCUCUGCUGCAAGCCCGGCGGGCGGCUGGACAUGAGCCACGGCUUCGUGCACCACAUUCGACGGAACCAACUCGCCCGGGACGACUACGACAAGAAGGUGAAGCAAGCGGCCAAGGAGAAGGCGAGGAGGCGGCACACGCCCGCGCCGACACGGCCCCGCAAGCCCGACCUGCAGGUGUACCUGCCGCGACGCCGAGAUGACUCUACCCGCCCAAGCAACCCAGACUAUGAGGAGUCCGGCGAAAGCAGCAGUAGUGGUGGCUCCGAGCUGGAGCCUUCUGGGCAUCAGCUCUUCUGCUUAGAAUAUGAGGCCGACAGCGGAGAGGUCACGUCAGUUAUCGUGUAUCAGGACGAUGAUCCAGAAAGGGUGAUAAAGGAGGUGUCAGCCCACACGCCUCUGGAUCCACCCAUGCGAGAGGCCCUGAAGUUGCGCAUCUGGGAGGAGAUUGCAAAGCGCCAGAGCCGACCCUGACCAGAUUGGACACAUCCUCACCAAGCUGGAUUCUCUGCAGCACUCAAAAGAAUUCUGCCCAGGAGCUCCCCACUGGUUUGGGUGUGCCAGAAUCGGUCUGUGCUGACCUUGAGACCCACCACCCCACCUGACCCCUAGAGCUGCUGGCAACCACAGAAGAAGGGUAUUGCAGGAAUACACCUCGCCUCCUUGCAGCCAUUCUUUCCUGUAUUUUGGUCUAUAUUACCAGCCUAAUAUUCUGGAAUUUUCUGAGAACUCUGUUCAGCUAGCAUGGUGUUCUGGAAGCAGAGACUCCAGACAGAGCUGGGGUUUAUGAAGCUUUCUCAUUGAGAUCAUUUGCCAUGGGACACCCAGCUGCACCUGCUCCACCCUGCCCCAUGAGCCAUGUUUAUUAUUUUAUGGUUCCUUUUUUGUGCGUGUUCUCACUUCCAUCCAGUGCCAUGUUUUCCUAGCUCUUUUUUUCAACUCUAUUUCUUUCUUCUUUCCUUCCUCCCAUCAUUCUGCCUCAGAUAGAAUCUAUCAGUUCUCCUUCCACCCCUGCCCUCAAGUGACUGCCCUCUGGAUGCCAGUCACACAAGAGUCUUCUCAAAAUUACAGUGCCUCCAGCUGCUCAGGGCUUUGCAAGUAGCGAGUUCUGAGAACCUCCCUUUCUCACAAGACCUCCGCAUUACUGCUGCCAAUAAAGUGGAAGACGCUUUGUUUUUGAGGCCUACUUGAAAGCUGUCUCCCUCCCCUUCCAUGGCUUUUGCGAGUUUCUCACAUGUACCACUGCCUUGCACUGUCUAGAUAGAAGACCUAGGAAGAAGAUGCCAGAGCUAAACCUCAAGGAUCUCUUGUGGGAAAACCUGCCUUGGUUAAGGCUACAGAAUUCUAGCUUCCGACCUCAUCCCUAGCUGGGAACAGACUAUCCUCUGCUCAGAGUAAAGGGAAAUUAACAAAACAAGCUUGAAACUGACUCUAAAUGUGGCACAACUGUCUUGAAAAUACUUACAAAGGGAAGUUCAACAUUAGCAAUAAUUGCCUGUUUGGAGUUCUAAUUGCAAAAAAAAAAAAAAAAAAAAAAAAAAAA